UUCCAAGAUGGCGGCAGCGAUCUCAUCAGAAACUAAUAUGCUGAGCUUCAAAUUUUCCAAAAAGAUUGAAAAGAAGGUGAUAUUGGAAAACAAACAUAAUGAUUCAUCAACGACAGAACUGGAGGAAACAGAUUUUGUCUUGUCUGUAGACGGAGAUGGCGUCAGAAGCUCACAGCCGAAGCCCAAAAAGAAAGAUCUUGUUAUUCCUUUAAUAAAAACAAACGUUUGGAGAUUGCCCAGGAAAGAAAAUACAAACACAAAUUCAUCCGAGGAUAUCAGCGAUGCCAAAGACCCCGGGGAACUGAGCCUCGAACAGCAAGCCGUCAAGGAAAUCCUUUCAGGUGUCUCUUCAACUGGCCAAGACGAAAACGGCGUCGAAAACACACGCAGCAUCCCUCUGCUGGUUCAGAACAAAGUUCCCGAAGGAUAUGAAACAGACGAAAAAGUGGAUGUAACACUUCGCGCAGAAGAACCUACCAUGGAUGAUUACGAGAAUGUACCCAUUGAAGAGUACGGGUUGGCGAUGUUGAGAGGAAUGGGCUGGGCCCCCGGAAAGCCAAUCGGGGCGCGUUGUACUCAAGUGAUUGAACUCAAGGAUGUGGUCCUGCGCCCAAAGGGGCUAGGACUGGGAGCAGAAUCCAAGGCACGGAAGGCACCAGCUUUUGUAGCCAAGGAAGAAGGACAGCUCGUGUUGCGGAAAGGAGCCUACGUUUACAUUGAGCAAGGUCCACAUAAGGACCUGUAUGGGCAGGUGGAAGGCUUGGACGACGAGAAUGCUCGAGUUCUCGUCAAGCUGGCUCUGGGCGGGAAGAUAGCAACCGUCAAUGAACUCUUCAUUAGGCUCGUCACUCAGAAGGAGUAUCAGAAAGAAGGAAAGCUACUUAAUAAGGACAAGUAUGAAGACUACAAAAGGAAACAUGAGCCGCAGGAGGAAGAGCUAAUGCCGCCACCGCAGGAAUAUCCCUCGAGCAAGAAACACAAAUCUGAAAAAACUCAUAAACACCAUGCAAGCUCCAGCAAGAAGGAGAGUUCGAAAGUGUCACACCACAAAAAAUCCGAGAACUGGCUGCGGCCACAGAUUAGGGUCAGAUUCAUUGACGAGAAGUUCCGUAACGGAAAAUAUUAUAAUAUGAAGAUGACUAUAGAAGACGUCACCUCACUGACGACAUGCCUCUGCAACACGGAGGAUGGCAAGAUUCUCGAAGAUGUCACUGCAUCAAUGUUGGAAACUGUGAUACCCAGAAAGUCACCUGGAUACGUUAUGGUACUCACUGGGCGAUACUGUGGACAGGUCGGCACAGUCGUCCAGCGGAACAAAGACAAGUGCCGAGCAAUGGUUCAAAUGCUGCGGGACAAAGAAGUCCGAGAAUUUGACUACGACACGAUAUCAGAAUACGUUGGCGACGUGUCUCAUCAAUACUACUGAAUAAUUAUGAGUCAUUAACAGAGUUGUCUUCAAAUCAUGUUCAAGCAUUCUGUCUAUGUAUAUAAGCAUGUACAAAUAUUCAUAAAUCUUAGCAGCUCAAAUAUAAGCACAUGGUCACCA
Ornithodoros turicata is the source of this 1546-nucleotide messenger RNA. Its product is annotated as G-patch domain and KOW motifs-containing protein-like. The transcript has 10 exons. Lineage: Eukaryota; Metazoa; Arthropoda; Arachnida; Ixodida; Argasidae. Bases 8 to 1426 code for a protein of 472 amino acids. Gene Ontology annotation, biological process: mRNA splicing, via spliceosome. Gene Ontology annotation, molecular function: nucleic acid binding. Gene Ontology annotation, cellular component: spliceosomal complex. The record is from RefSeq and is a predicted model, not a curated record.